Messenger RNA from Emiliania huxleyi CCMP1516, 723 nucleotides. RefSeq lists its product as hypothetical. The coding region runs from base 1 to 723 and encodes 240 amino acids. The record is from RefSeq and is a predicted model, not a curated record. Gene Ontology annotation, molecular function: protein binding. NCBI's taxonomy places the organism in Eukaryota, Haptophyta, Isochrysidales, Noelaerhabdaceae. The transcript has 8 exons.
AUGUGGCGCCGCCUGUCCCAGGGUUACGUUAUUACGUAUCGCGCGCCUACGAGCUCGGCCGAGGAAUCGGCAUCGGGGUUUCGCGCGGCCAACUUUUCACGCGAACACCGAACAACAAUGGACGCGAUUGAAGAGGACGCGGCAGCAGCCGAAGCGACCGCAGCUGCGAGUCGGGAGCGCGACCUCCGGCGCCUGGCGCGGGCGGGCGCCCUCGGCGAGAUCCAGGAGCUGAUAGGACAGCGAGUCAAUGUCGAUGCGGCUGACUCGAAAGGCACCACCGCCCUCAUGAAUUGCGCCGAGGCCGAGGGGCAGAGCGGCGUCGCUGUGCUGCUGGGUGCCGGCGCCGACCUCUCAAUCCAGAGCGAGAUGGGGCAGACGGCGCUCAUGUGGGCCGCACGGCACGGCAAGGCUUCGCUCGUCGAGACGUUGCUGGUGGCCCAUGCCGACCCGCAUGUCUAUUGCCACAAGGGCCGCUUCCGCGCCAUCGACUAUGCGCGCUUCCUUGGGCACGCAGCGGUGCUCGAGGCGUUCAACGAGCCCGACUGGGUCGGCUGGCUGCCCCCGCCUCUGCGCGCUACGGCCGUCCACGCCGUCCGGAUGGUGCCGGUUGGCAGUCGGAUCUGGGGCAACCCGAUGCUCUUGUCCGCGCUCGUUGUCGCCGCCCUCCGCCUCGGCCUGCAUUGGGCCUUUGGCUUGCUCAGCGAGAGAGCGACGGCCAGCUGA